Fraxinus pennsylvanica is the source of this 468-nucleotide messenger RNA. The record is from the annotation of a GenBank genome assembly. Lineage: Eukaryota; Viridiplantae; Streptophyta; Magnoliopsida; Lamiales; Oleaceae.
AUGUUUGGAACAGUUUCCGAGGAGAGGGAAGUGAGCGUGCCGGCAAGUGAGGCAUGGAAGCUCUACGGCACUCUCCGACUUGCCAAAAUUGUUGGAGAAGCGCUUCCUAAUUUGAUCGAGAAAAUUGAGGUCGUAGAAGGAGAUGGAGGAGCUGGAACAAUAGUCAAACUAUGUUUUCCACCAGGCGCUGGGUUGGGCGAUUACAAAGAGAAGUUCACUGUGGUGGAUGAUGAGAAACGAGUGAAGGAAACCGAGAUAGUUGAAGGUGGAUAUCUUGAUAUUGGAUUUAGCUUGUAUCGCGUUAGGUUUCAAGUUAUAGAAAAGGAAGGGAAUUCAUCAUCGUGCAUCACCAAAUCCACAAUCGAGUAUGAGGUGAAGGAAGAGUCUGCUGCCAAUGCUUCGUUUGUUUCCAUCCAACCACUAGCCAAAAUUAUGGAAGUUGCUGCAAAUUGUUUGGUUGGUAGCUAA